UAUUGGUUUUAAAAUUUGUUUUUAUAGAAAUUUUUCGUUUUCGUUGUCCUUGUUUUAAUUUCGAUCGACUUCCGGAUCUAAGAGAAAAUGAACAAGCCUCCAAACAACAAGACAGCUGUGUUCAAAGUCUCGCGAGGAUCUACCACAAGUAUCGGUCCAUUACGAACUCAAGGACCUUUUUCAAGGGCUAAAAAUCCUCUUUCAGCUCGAACCUCUAUAAGUCGGGGCAACUUGCAGACUAAGACCAACGAACCUGAAUCUUUGGAUCAAGCUUCCACAAGUCCCAUGGCGUUACCUGGGUUCUUGGAUCGCCCCUCAGCAAACUGCGACCCCAUUCAGGCUCGGGGAUCUCUUCCUAAUGCCGCAGAACUUUUAUAUUCGGCUGAAGUAUCUGGAAAUCGCCGCCCCUCACAGAUUCGAGGACCCCUUCCUAAAACUAAAAUACCUGUCUUCUCGGGGAAUGGAAAUCAGGGGAGUGCUUCCAGAAAUCCAGGUCCCGCACAAAAGCCGGGAUCUAUUUUAUCGGAUGAAGCCUCCGCAAGUCCCAGUCGAGGAUCCGCUGCUAAGACCAAAAUACCUAUAUUCUCAGAGAGUAGAAUUCGGGGAAGUGCUUCUACAAGCCCCGGCCCAGUACAGACACCAGGACUGAAUGCUAACAAUCCAAUAGACACAAGUCAGCCAUGUGAAAGUCCCAGCCCCGUACAGGCACAAGAACGCAAGAUUACCGAACCUUUAUCCUCGGGAAGCAGGAAUAGGGAGAGUGGUUUCAGAUAUCCCGGCCUCAUACAGACGCAAGGACCUUUUCUUUCGAGUCGAACUCCUACAAGUCCGGACAUCUUUCAGAAUCGACGACCUAUUUCCAAGGCCAGCGAAUCUGUUUCCUCGGCAGUCAGGACUCGCGGAAGCCUGUCUACAAGUCCAAGUUAUAUACGAAGACCCAAGUCCAGCGUACCUGUAAAUACGGAUCCAGCCUCUGCAGGUGUCAGCCGAUUACAGUCACGAGGACCAAAUGCUACCAAACCUGUGCCCUCUGUUAGCAGGAAUGCUUCCAGAAAUCCCGACCCCCUGCAGGCCAAAGGACCUCUUCCGAAAUCCAGCGAACCCGUAUCCUCGGUGAAGAGAAAUUGCGGAAGUGUUUCCACAAGUCGUGGUUCAGGCUUGAAAUCAACCGGACAGGUAUCCUCAAAGCAAGCCUCUGCAAGUCCCGUCCCUGCGCAGCCACCAGGACUUACAGCAAACAAAUCGCUGACAAGAAAGAAUCAGGAUUUUGCAUCCAAAAGACCCGGCAACUUAACGAAUACAAAAAAACAAAUCACUUCGCCGGCCCGACGACCCGACCCGGCGAAACCUAAAGGGAAGCAAAUUCGCAAUAUGGAGCCGGAACUUUCUUCAAAACAGAACAUAAAAAGCUCACCCCCAACGAGCCCAGGACGCAAAUCCGAACUGGCUCCCACAACAAGUUUAUCCUUUGAAACUCAGUUGGCCGACGAGCUGGACAAACGUAAUCGCUCCAUAAUCGAACUGGAGAUGAAACUGGUGCAGAACCAGAAUCUGGUGUCCGAGCAGGCACUUCGUUUGGCCGAGAGCAAGGCAGUCCAAACAGCCAAGGACGCGGCCAUGGAACAACUGAAAUCCGAGCUGUUGACUGCCAAGGAUGAAUACGACCGGAUGCACUUGCGCUUAAAGGAUGCAGAUCUGGGUCUGGAGCAGGCCACCUGUAAGGUAAACAAGUACUUAGAGCGGAGCACUUCGUUCGAGGACGAGCUUAAGAAGGCUCGUGAUAUGAUCAAUAACCUGCAGGGGCAACUAAAAGACGCCAACACAAAUGCUGAAAUUCAUUGCCAAAGUAAAGCUCAGCUGCAACAGGAUGUUGAGAGGAUGCAGGGGCAGCUGACACUGGACUCCGACAGAAUUCUCAGUCUGCAACAGACCGAAAAGGAUUUGACGGAAGACUUGGAGAAGAAGGAGAGGCUCAUUAACAAGAUAAACCACGAGCUCGCCACCAGGGACGAAGAAUUUCGAAACCUUUUCGAAACCCUCCAGAACAAGCACACGCAACUGAGGAACCAGGAGCUCAGCAUCAAGCGGCUGGAAGAGCGGAAUGAGAGGAGUUCCCUAAACCGUUCCAAGCUAGAGGAACGGAAUUCCGCCUUGCUGGAUAAAAUUGAUCGACUUAAACAUAAUCUGCGGAACUAUUCCCAAAUGAUUAUUGCCAGUGAUGGUAAACCCUUUUUCGAAGAGGUUCCGACUCGCAUUAAUCCUGAUGUUGCCGACGGGCUGGAAGAGUCGCAGCAGAAAAGAAUGCCGAAACACCGGGAAAAGUAGUCUAGUAUUUCCGGAAGUCCAUUUUUGGUAUUCAAAUGUAGAACAAAUUGUUUACAUUUAUAAUUUAAGAUGAAAAAUAGAAACUUCCUAGCCAAUA
Drosophila serrata is the source of this 2422-nucleotide messenger RNA. RefSeq lists its product as uncharacterized. Lineage: Eukaryota; Metazoa; Arthropoda; Insecta; Diptera; Drosophilidae. The record is from RefSeq and is a predicted model, not a curated record.